Molecule: messenger RNA, 231 nt
Organism: Metschnikowia bicuspidata var. bicuspidata NRRL YB-4993
Lineage: Eukaryota; Fungi; Ascomycota; Pichiomycetes; Serinales; Metschnikowiaceae
Gene: CZF1
Product: Zn(II)2Cys6 transcription factor CZRF1
Exons: 1
Biological process (GO): regulation of DNA-templated transcription
Molecular function (GO): zinc ion binding; DNA-binding transcription factor activity, RNA polymerase II-specific
Source: RefSeq, a predicted model, not a curated record
ACUAAACGGUCGCGGAUGGGCUGCCUCACGUGCCGCCAGAGAAAAAAGCGCUGCUGCGAGACCCGCCCGCAGUGCACAGAGUGCCAGAGACUACGAUUAAAUUGCGUGUGGCCCAAGCCGGGCACAGAACACAAGAACAAGCCUAAGGAAGUGAAGAGCCAGGAGAACAUGAUAGAUCAUGAUGUCUACGGCAAGAUCAAGGUGCUACGAGGCAUUGUUGAGUAUCGCAGC